AUGAAAAGUUAUAUUCUGAGCUUUUGGAUAUUUUGGAGUUUUGUGGAUUUUUCAAAUUCUGCUCAGGUGCCAAGGAUACAAAAUGGGAUUGUUGGCGAACCCGAAGUGAUUUGUGACAUUCGCCAUAUUAAAAUCACUAUGAAAACCAAGGACACAUUUGUUGGAAAUCUGUAUGCCAAGGGAUUUUUCCACAAGUCCGAAUGUCGGGUCCGUGGAAAUUCGACAGCGAAUUCAGUGGAAAUUGUGAUUCCCGUGGAUUCGGACUGCGGAAUUCGUCGGAAGCGAAUGAUGAACCCACGUGGCAUUCUGCUGGACACAAUUGUGAUUCUAAUGUUCCACCCGGUUUUCCUGACACAAACUGAUAGGAGUUAUCAUGUUCAGUGCCAGUAUACAGAAUCUGAGAGGACUGUGACGAACGCAUUGGAUGUUAGCAUGCAGCCGGCGUCGGAACUUCCACAGAGUAUACAGCAGAAUGAUGAAGAAUCUGCACCUGUUUGCAAAUAUGAGGUUCUGAUGGAAAGUGCUAAUGGACCACCAUUGACACAUGCAACCGUUGGAGACUUGGUUUAUCAUAAGUACGGAUGGUCCUGUGACGGCUCCAACAAGGAAAUGUUCUGUAUGACAGUUCACUCGUGUGUCGUAGACGAUGGUCAAGGAUUUGGUCAAAAGUUGGUCGAUGAGAAUGGUUGCUCUCUAGAUGCGUUUAUUUUAAAAGAGCUGGAAUAUAAGGAGAAGAAUCUGGAAGCGGGACAAAUGUCUUCAGUUUUUAAGUUUGCCGAUAAGCCUACCGUAUUCUUCUCGUGUAUGAUUCGAGUGGAAAUGAAGGAGUCUGCUGAGAUGCCUUGUGUGGUGCCAACUGAAAAAUGCAAAAAUCGAUCUCCAUCAGAAUCCCAAAAUCUAGAUGUGAUGACGAGCAAAAAGGUUUCGGAUGAAAUUCCUGCCGGGUUCCCAAGACCACCGAAUGAUACUAGACUUCAGAAUUCUGGAAAGUUCUCCACCGAUUCUGAUUUCUCCGACUUCAUUGAUGAUGAGCUAGAGGUGGAAGUGGAUAAGAUGGGCAAAAUUUCGGCGUCGACAAUGAACAGACUCAUUCGACGAGACAUUUCUGGGAAUAAAAACAAGAUUCUGGCAGAUUUAGACGUCGUUGCGCCUUCUGUAGACGUUCAGGACCUUCCAGAGUCGGAAUUGGGGACCUUGCGAAAAGAUAAAUCCAGAAAACUACUGAAAACCGUGUCAUCCUCAGAAGUGUGUUUCACAAAAACCAAUAUAAUUUUGAGUUUGCUCAUUCUUGUGGCACUUGGCAUUGUUACAGUAUCCCUGAUGUAUUUGGUGAUUAGUAGGAUUGCAGAGAAAGAACUCUUGGAAUUUUCAGAUAUUUUGGUUUUUCAGAAUUUCUGGACUUUCAGAUUUUUAGGAUAUUUAGAUUUUUCAGAUUUCCAGUUUUCCUUUGGUAUUUCCAGAAAUUCGCUCGAAAAAAGUGCAAGAAACUUCCACUGCCAGAUUUCUCGCGAUGAAUGA
Caenorhabditis briggsae is the source of this 1518-nucleotide messenger RNA. Lineage: Eukaryota; Metazoa; Nematoda; Chromadorea; Rhabditida; Rhabditidae. The coding region runs from base 1 to 1518 and encodes 505 amino acids. The record is from RefSeq and is a predicted model, not a curated record. The transcript has 9 exons.